ACUAGAGAUUAAAAAAAAAACAUAUACAUUAAAGUGAACUAGAGAACUAGAGAACAAAACCAAAUAUGAGUUUAAGCGUUGAGCUCAAGGAUUUGGAGGUCUUAACAACGAACGCAAAGCAAAUACAAGAUGAUGUAUUGAAGGAGAUACUCACACUUAACGCCAACACAGAGUAUCUCAAACGUUUUCUCGAUGGAAGCUCUGAUAAAGAGUUGUUCAAGAAGAACGUACCGGUGGUGAGCUACAAUGAUGUCAAGCCUUAUAUCGAACGUGUUGCGAAUGGAGAGCCCUCGGAUGUGAUUUCAGGUGGAACCAUUACAAGAUUCGUCCAAAGCACGGGAACUUCAGGAGGGAUACAUAAAAUAUUUCCAGUGAACGAUAAGUACAUAGAGAAUCUUGGAUACCUUUUGGCUGUAUCCUCUCUCAUUACUUCCAAACAUUUCAGUGACAAGGUAGAUGAGAAAGGAAAGAAAAUGGCGUUUCUUUACAACAGAUUAGAAUCCAAAACUCCCUCCGGAUUAGCCCUUUCUUCAUCAUUUACAAGCUAUUUCAUGAGCGAUUACUUCAAAAACCGGUCAUCAAAAUGUAAUUCUGAGUACACAAGCCCCGACCAAGUCAUAUUGUGCCCCGACAACAACCAAAGUGUGUAUUGUCAUCUUCUAUGUGGGCUUUCCCAGAGAGAAAAGGUUGUGGGAGUUAGUGCAACAUUUGCUCAUGCCUUAAUCAAAGCAAUAAAUGCUCUUCAAAUUUACUGGAAGGAAUUGUCUAGUAAUAUCCGGUCAGGUCAUGUUAGUGAGUGGAUCACUGACCUUGACUGCAAAAAUGCUGUCUCAGCCAUUCUUGGAGGACCUGACCCUGAAUUGGCUGAUGUGAUUGAACAAGAAUGCAGCCACAAGUCAUGGGAAGGUAUCAUCACACGACUUUGGCCCAAAGCAAAGUUUAUUGAAUGCAUUGUUACAGGACAAAUGGCCCAAUACAUUCCAACAUUGGACUUCUAUUCCAACAAGCUUCCUAUAGUUUCCAUGGUAUAUGGGUCUUCUGAAAGUAUAUUUGGGGUGAAUGUGGAUCCUUUAUCCAAACCACAAGAUGUGUCCUACACAUUUCUGCCCAAUAUCUCCUACUUUGAGUUUCUACCUAUUGAUCAUGAGGAAGAUAUGAACACCAUUGUUGAUCUUGUCGGUGUCAAGCUAGGGUGCUAUUAUGAAACCGUGGUUACUAGUUAUUUUGGUCUACACAGGUAUCUUAUUGGAGAUAUUCUACAGGUGACUGGAUUCUACAAUAACACACCUCAAUUUAGAUUCGUACGCAGAAAGAAUAUUGUGUUAAGCGUCAAUAGUGAAGCAACAACUGAACAGGACAUUUUAAAGGGGUUGGCUAGUGCGACCCUUGUUCUUGAGUCUUCAAAUUCAAUGUUGACGGGUUUCACAUGUUAUGCGGAUAUCUCCAGUUUUCCAGGUCACUACGUCUUUUACUGGGAACUCAAAGCAAAAGAUGUUGACGAUGUUGUUGAGCUUGAUGAAAAUGUAUUGGAAGAAUGUUGCUAUGCGUUAGAGGAAUCGUUUGAUGCUCUUUAUAAAAGACUAAGGAGUAAAGAAGGGUCAAUUGGAGCUCUAGAGAUAAAAGUGGUGCAACAAGGAACAUUUGAUUCUCUCAUGGAAUAUUUCAUCUCCAAAGGUGGUUCGGUUGCUCAAUACAAGACACCUAUGUGUAUCAACUCUUCGGAAACCUUAGCAGUUCUUGAAGAUAAGGUUAUUGCUCGAUUCUACAGCCAAAAAUCUCCUCCUCUUAACUUAUAGUUCUUUGUAUUAUAAUUUCUUUUAAAAGUCUUGGAAAACAACAUGAAACAAAGCACUUAUGUUGUUUGUAUGCCUAUAUAUGGUUGCAUGUUAUAAUAACGGAAACGCGUGUAAGUAAUGUUAUUUAUAAACAUUUUCACAACUAGCACCACAAUUAGUCCAU
Arabidopsis thaliana (thale cress) is the source of this 1959-nucleotide messenger RNA. RefSeq names its product Auxin-responsive GH3 family protein. The record is from RefSeq and is marked reviewed. NCBI's taxonomy places the organism in Eukaryota, Viridiplantae, Streptophyta, Magnoliopsida, Brassicales, Brassicaceae. The coding region runs from base 66 to 1796 and encodes 576 amino acids. The transcript has 3 exons.